Messenger RNA from Sordaria macrospora k-hell, 1932 nucleotides. RefSeq lists its product as uncharacterized. Gene Ontology annotation, biological process: box C/D snoRNP assembly. The record is from RefSeq and is a predicted model, not a curated record. Gene Ontology annotation, molecular function: metal ion binding. NCBI's taxonomy places the organism in Eukaryota, Fungi, Ascomycota, Sordariomycetes, Sordariales, Sordariaceae. Gene Ontology annotation, cellular component: nucleus.
AUGGCAUACAAUUACGGCCCGCCUCCCCCGCCGCCGGGGCCCGCGCCCCCGAACAACCCCCCUGCUGGAUACCCCGGAACAUAUGGCCAGUCUCCCUACCAGCAGCCGCAGCAGCCACAGCCGCCUGCUCCCCAGCGCGGCGGGUAUAAUGGCAGAGGCCGUGGUGGCUCGGAUCGUGGCGGAUACCACUCAUCGUCCCAUUCCGGUUCCUACGGAUAUGGCCAACCGACAUAUGGACAACAGCCGCCCCCAGCGAGCCCAUACCCACCUCACCAGCCACAGCCCGGCGCCUACCCUCCGCCGCAACAGCAGUGGCAUUCGGAGCAGCACGGACAACAACAUGCCCCGCAACAGUCUCCUGCCCCUCCUCCUCAAGGUUACGCGUCCAGCUAUGGUGCUCAGCCCCAUUACCCUCAGGCCCAGCAGCCGUACGGCGCCCAGCCUGCCUACUCACCCGCGCCGCAAACGCCUUACGGCCCGGCAUAUGCUACUCCCACCCCGCAGGCUAGUCCGCCUCCUCCGUCUUGGGGCAGUCAUCAUCAGCCGCAUCCACAGGCACCCUACAACAACAGCAGCCGAGGUGGAAGAGGCUCUCACAGUGAUCGCUCCGGACCAAAGGGCCAGAUGAUGGGACCUCCUAUCAGAAUGGGAUUCGAUGGCGCGCCUGCUCAGCCGCCCGCUCCGACUCCUUACCCUCCGCAGUCGUAUGGCACCCCGCACCCGGCGCCUUAUCCUCCUGCGCCCUACCCGGCCUAUCCGCCUCCCGCAGCAUAUAUGCCGCCGGCGCAUCCGGUGUAUGAUGGUGCUCCCGCUGCAGGCGCGCCGCGUCAUGGUCGUGGAGGCAUCCACCACAACAACCAUCCUCGCCAUCGCCCUCCGUUUGGUGGUGAUAGAGGUCGUGGCCGCAAUGGCCACGCUAACAACAACGCUAGUCGGGGUGGGAAGGCCCAUAGCCCUCCUGCCCAUCAUCAGAAGCCCGAUCACUUGAACGGAAAGAAGAAGAAGCGUAAGACGAACACUCUAGGUCUUCUUCCGGGUGAUGAGGAGGAUGAGGAAGUCGAUGAUGAGGAGCAGCGCUUGAAUGAGAUGAUCGGCGCUGACGCCCCGAACCCCACUACCAAUGAAGAGCUUGCCGCUUGGAUCGCCGAGCGCAGAGCUAAUUGGCCGUCCAGAGCCAAAAUCGCUGCCCAGGAAGCUGCUGCUAAGGAACAAAAAGCUGAUGCCAAGGCCGCAGAUGAGAAGGCUACUCUGCUUAUGAGGCAGGAGCAAAAGGCGGAGAAACUCCGCAAAGAGCUCGAAAAGGUGGAAUCCAGCAUCAAGAGAAAAAGGGAACAACAGGACGAAGGUGACGAGAUGCGCCAGUUCGAACCCUCAUCACCCUCAACCAUCUCCAAGUCGGAUGACGAGAAGCCUGAAGUCCUCACUACUCGUCCGGAUGAGACAGUCGUUCCCCCGGUGGCCAGGAAGGCCGACCAGUCCAAACAUUGCAAAUACUAUUCUACCGGGGGAAAUUGCGGUAAGCGGGGCAAGUGCCGUUUCGUCCAUGACCCUAACGAGCGCGAAAAGGCUCUGAGAGAGCGCGAACUUAACGGAGGCAAGAUGACCCUCCAGCAGCGCUUGCUCCUUAACGAUAAGGAGCAAGAGGAUUUGUACAUCAUUCAGACUCUCAAGUACCUCCAGGACAAGGGUGCGUACCAAAAGAAGAGCGCCUUGGAUCAGUCUUCUAGUGGCGGUACGACCUCCAACACUCAGCCUCAGGCUACAGGUCCUGCAUCGCUGCCGCAGAACCCUUUGAAAAGGGAACCGGGAAGUGGUCUUCCCAAUAUCCCCCCGCAGCCCGAAGCUUCCAACGGAAACGCAUCGGCGUCCAAAUAUCCUGGGUGGAACCUGAACGGCUUCGGUAAUACCGGCGGCCGGCCUAACGACAAGUAG